AUGGUCGGAUUCUAUCACGCCGCCCUGGUGCUUUGCACCGCCGUGGGCGCUUCUGCUCGCACGCACGGCGCCGCCAACCCGCGCUCCUACCUCGAGAAACAGUUCUCUCAGCAAUUCAGCGAAGGUUACAGCAUUCUGAAGCACUAUGGCGGAAAUGGGCCUUACUCGGAACGCGCCUCCUACGGCAUCGAACGAGACCCGCCGUCUGGAUGUGCGGUCGACCAGGUCAUCACCAUCAUGCGACACGGCGAACGCUACCCAGACCCGAGCGUAGGCGCCGCCUUCGAGCAGACCCUGUCCAAGAUCUAUGCCUCCGGCAUCACCGACUGGAAGGGUGACCUGGCCUUCCUCAACGACUGGACCUAUUUCGUCCCGAACGAAUGCUACUACUCGGCUGAGACGUGGACGGGGCCGUAUGCGGGCUUGCUGACGGCCUUCCGUCAUGGAGCCGAAUACCGCGACCGCUACGGCCAUCUGUGGGACGGCAAGUCGGUCGUGCCCAUCUUCACCAGCGGCUUUGAGCGGGUGAUCGAGACGGCGCGCAAGUUCGGCGAGGGAUUCUUCGGAUACAACUAUUCGACCAGCGCGGCCAUCAACAUCAUCCCUGAGGACGAGGACCGGGGUGCCGACAGCCUGACGCCGACGUGCGACCAUGACAAUGACCAAAGCACCUGCAAUGCGCUGCCCAAGAUGAUGCCGCAGUUUUACGUCGCCGCUGAGCGGUUAAACACGCAGAACCCGGGACUUAAUCUCAACGCGACGGAUGUUUACAAUCUGAUGCAGAUGGCGGCUUUUGAGCUCAACGCCCGGCCGUUCUCGGACUGGAUCAAUGCGUUCACGCUGGACGAGUGGGUGAGCUUUGGCUACACGCAGGACCUGAUCUAUUACUACUGUGCAGGUCCGGGUGACAGGAACAUGUACGCCGUUGGAGCCGUGUAUGCGAACGCGAGUCUUACACUGCUGAACGAGGGGCCAUCGGCUGGAACGCUGUUCUUCAACUUCGCCCACGACACCAACAUCACCCCGAUCAUCGCCGCGCUAGGCCUUCUCAUCCCGCACGAAGACCUGCCCCUAGACUAUAUCCCCUUCGGCAACCCAUGGUCAAUCGGCAACAUCAUGCCGAUGCAAGGCCACCUGACGAUCGAGCGUCUCAGCUGCAACGCGACAGCCAUUUCCGAAGCUGGGACGUACGUGCGGAUCGUGCUGAACGAGGCCGUCGUUCCGUUCAACGCGUGCCAGUCGGGACCCGGGUACUCGUGCCCGCUGGCCAACUACACAUCGAUCCUGCAGAAGAGUCUGCCGGACUAUGUCAAGACGUGCCAGGUGCCGUCGUCGUACCCGCAGUAUCUGAAGUUCUGGUGGGACUACGAUACGUCGACCAAGUACAACUACCAGAAUGGGUCGAUAGGGUGUCAGCAGGGGACGACCACCGUGUAG
Molecule: messenger RNA, 1437 nt
Organism: Rasamsonia emersonii CBS 393.64
Lineage: Eukaryota; Fungi; Ascomycota; Eurotiomycetes; Eurotiales; Trichocomaceae
Product: acid phosphatase
Exons: 4
Coding region: 1-1437 (478 amino acids)
Cellular component (GO): fungal-type cell wall
Molecular function (GO): acid phosphatase activity
Source: RefSeq, a predicted model, not a curated record